AUGGCCAAAGAUACUGAGCUAAAUCCCCAGAUGUUGACCUACUUUUAUGCAACUGCUGCUCUGUAUAUAGCCAUAUUAGUAUUCGGUAUUGUGUGGUACCUUAAAGAAGGCAGAAAACCCUACGGUCUUGAUGAGAACGCAGAAAAACUCACUGGUGGACAGAAGACGACGAAAAAGAACCAGGGGCAGGUUGCAAUAGACAUUGAAGAGGGAGAUAACGUCGCUCUUGAGCUCGAGGGAGGUGUCGAUGACCCGGUGCAACUACGUCCGCCGGACGAUGAAGCGGAGAUCCAUAUAGAAAGAGAUCCACUUCUUGCUGAAGAAAGAAAUAUUCCAAGAGAAGUCGACGCAUUUCACGGGGACGCUGCGUUCCUGAUUCGCCUUCUAGAGAGAAACCAGGUCCGAGAAGCGGAACACGUGACAAAGUUGAUGUCACGACCGUUUAAGGAAAUGCUUGAAGGUGUGGUCUUUGAUCCAGAUAAAAUAAGAAUUCAUCACGAAACUAUCGAGGAUGAUGACACUGUGACCGUCAACCUAGAGUGGAACGGGCCGCUCAGAGGAGAAUACACGGGUUUUACAAUCGCGGUAGAAAAGAGAACCGACGAGAAUUUUGUGACUGAUACUGCAGUGCGCGUUGUAGAGGCAGAAGUUGAACCCCCAGAACCCAGUUCAUUUGGUCUAAAAAAAUCAUCUGGUACGUUCGCAAGAAGUGACAGAAUGUUAACAUUGGUCGGUAUGGUCGACAAAGGAAACGUGACGUCAUUAUUUUUGCAAUACAGUGUUUUCUCCAUCCAAGCUAGCAAGAGUGGGACUCAUUCGAAAACUACCACGAAAUCGCGUGCAAUUACAGAUAUUAUAACUGGCAAGGAAACUGAUAUUGAAGUGGGAGAUCUUCAACCAGGGACGCUCUACAGGUUUAUGUUGAAGUGUAGAUGUGACUAUAGUAAAAUGAAAACUGAUGAACGGCCAAUUGACAUGGACACUGCUCAUACCGAAAGUGAUUUCGUAGAAAUAGCUGUUCUUACAAACCCAGGUGAGGUGACAACAGUGGAACUGCAAAAAGAAAUACUGCCGAAAUUGGAUACUACGACAAGUAUCCCAAUACGUUGGGUUAAGCCAAAGGGCAAUGUUGAUAGAUACACUGUGUUGUACAGAAGAAGCCAGGAUGAUGUCUUUCGACAAGUCCCAUCUUACAAAGAAAGCUGUAUCUUAAACGGGCUCACACCAGGCACCGAGUACACUAUUAUUAUUGGAGCGGAGUGCUGCACUGAUAACGAGGUUUUUGAAUACCCUCCAGGAGACCAGAUACAGGACAGUGCCGAAUCAAAAUAUAUUGGGGGCAAGAAAGUCCAGGCAAAUAUCAAAUUAUACACAAGCCCGGCAAAACCGGCAGAAAUGACAGCUGAUUCAACAUGUACCAGUAUAGGUGUUACAUGGGUGAAACCGGUAGGGAAUGUGCAGUCGUAUGUGGUCUGUUGGAGUGAUGACAGUGGGGAUACUGGUUUCAAAGAGGUUCUAAGCGACACGUGUACAUAUACCAUCAAUUACCUACAGCCAGGCACCAAAUACAAUCUGUCGGUGCAAGCCAAAAGCAACGGAAUUCAAAGUGAGAAAGAAAGCAUUUCCAAAGUUACAGUGCCAGCCAGUGCUGUUGACGUGAGCAUCUUUGAUUUUGAUGAUGAUACAUCGAAAGUGAGAGUUUCAUGGGGACUAUUACAAGGGCAUGUUGAUUUAUAUACUGUGAGGUGUAUGGACAGAGUUAUGCAUCAAGAAUGCUACAAUCGUAAGAUUAAAGCUGUUGACUGCCACGAUGAAUACUGCGUGGACAUAGAUGAUCUCAUUCCAGGUCGUAGUUACGAAGUCAGCAUAGCUGCCAACAGCUGGGAUCUUCAGGGUGAAAAGGAGGAUAAGAAAUUCUCUACCAAGCCAAACCGCCCAAAAAAUGUCCAAUUAGAUUGUGAACCCGGUGUGGAUCGUUCUGCGUUUCAAUGGGAAGCUCCUGUUGGAGAUGUGGAGGAAUACAUAGUGAGAGUAAAACAGAAAGGCGGGGGUCAUUGUCUUGAUGAUAUACAGACGACUAAAAACCGAAUUAUCGUGGGCGAUCUCUCCCCGGGGACAACGUAUCUUGCUUCAGUGGUAUCCGUCAGUCAAGGAAAAGAAAGUGUACCUUCAUGUAUUACGUUCAUAACAGCUCCUGAUCCACCAGAAGAAGUUCAAUUAGAUUUACGUGAUGGAACAAGUGUUAUUGUCACUUGGAGACACCCGUCAUCUGGUCUGUGGGAUGGGUACAUUGCCCGCUGUUACUGUAAUAACACCGUGGAGAAAAUUACAGAGGUGAAAACGAAAGUUGAAAAAGCGGAAUUCUGCGACCUUGUACCUGGAAGCAAGUUCAAGUUUACCGUAGAGUCUUGCUCAAACGGGCGUUUUAGCGAACACGCAGAAAAAUAUUACCUGAUCAGGCCCGGCAAACCAACAGUUUUUAAACAAGAAAGAUUUGAUACAAGAACUUUGUAUCUCAAAUGGAGUCCACCGCUCGGUGUAGUAAAUGAGUACAUAGUGAAAUAUGAUGGUUAUGGCGAUGAUGGCCAAAUAACGACAGAGGCUACCAGCAAAACUCUUUGCAAUCUAAUCCCCGGUACUCGGUAUACUGGGGAUAUCAUAGCGAGGGUAUUUGAUGACGAACAAACUUUUGAAGGGCUGACAGAGAAAUGGACGGCUAUCACAGGUCCCGAGCAGAUAGAGGGCUGUGACAUAAAGCAACUGUCCGUCAAGUGUUUAGAGCUUUGCUGGCAGCACCCGCAGGGACAUGUCGACCAUUUUCAAAUGUGCUACUGGCCGAGUGGGAAGAGCUAUAGCUCUAGGAGCAAAGAGACGCGGGAGACACUGAUGGUCCUCUCAGAUUUGGACCCUGGUACAUCUUAUGAAGCUCAUAUCACAACGGCGUCAAAUGGAAGGACAAGUGAACCUUAUCAUAUUGCAUUUGCUACAGACCCGGAUAUACCAUUAGAUUUAACAGCAGCAUGCAGAGGUUCAACACUUGUUGAUGUAAAAUGGAAAAAACCACGAGGAUUAUUUGACCAUUUCACUGUUGGAUGGCGUUUACCAGAUGAGGAGGAGGAAUAUGAAACCAGAGAUACAACAAAAACAGAUCAUACAAUUGCUGGCCUAGCGCCUGGUACCCAGUACGAAAUCAGUGUUUCUUCCGUCAGUAACGGGAAGAAAAGUGAACUCUGUUCUAUUGGUGUGCAAACAGACCCGGCUCCAAUAACAGCAAUCCACAUUGAUCCUGGCGUUGAUAGUGUCACGUUGAAGUGGGAAAUGCCUAAGGGCAAAGUUGAUGAAUACCAGUUACAAUUAAAUGGUCCCAAAGAUCAACAAGAGGGAAAGACGUUUCCCAUUGGAGAGACAGAAGAGGCAGAAAUACAUGUAGCUGAACUUACUCCAGGAACAACAUACCUUGCCAAGCUAUUUGCCAUGCGAAAUGACCAGAGAAGUAAACCUUAUCGUUUCAAGUGCUCGACAAGUCCCGAGCAGAUAGAGGGCUGUGACAUAAAGAAACUGUCCGUCAAGUGUUUAGAGCUUUGCUGGCAGCACCCGCAGGGCCAUGUUGACCAUUUUCAAAUGUGCUGCUGGCCGAGUGGGAAGAGCUAUAGCUCUAGGAGCAAAGAGACACGGGAGACACUGAUGGUCCUCUCAGAUUUGGAUCCUGACCCGGAUGUACCAUUAGAUUUAACAGCAGCAUGCAGAGGUUCAACACUUGUUGAUGUAAAAUGGAAAAAACCAGGAGGAUUAUUUGACCGUUUCACUGUUGGAUGGCGUUUACAAGAUGAGGAGGAGGAAUAUGAAACUAGAGAUACAACAAAAACAGGUCAUACAAUUGCUGGCUUAUCGCCAGGCACCCAGUAUGAAAUCAGUGUUUCUUCAGUCAGUAAUGGGAAGGAAAGUGAACCCUGUUCCAUUGAUGUACAAACAGACCCGGCUCCAAUAACAGCAAUCCACAUUGAUCCUGGCGUUGAUAGUGUCACGUUGAAGUGGAAAAUGCCUGAGGGCAACGUUGAUGGAUACCAGUUACAAUUAAAUGGUCCCAAAGAUCCACAAGAGGGAAAGACCUAUCCCAUUGGAGAGACAGAAGAGGCAGAAAUACAUGUAGCUGAGCUAACUCCAGGAACAACAUACCUUGCCAAGCUAUGUACCAUGCGAAAUGACCAGAGAAGUAAACCUUAUUGUUUCAAGUGUUCAACAAGUAAGUGCCAGCUAUUUGUUCAACCCGAACAUUAA
Lingula anatina is the source of this 4278-nucleotide messenger RNA. Its product is annotated as tenascin-N-like. The record is from RefSeq and is a predicted model, not a curated record. NCBI's taxonomy places the organism in Eukaryota, Metazoa, Brachiopoda, Lingulata, Lingulida, Lingulidae.